AGACACAGCCAUGAGUUUCCCCACACGGGGGAGGCGGAGGAUCGGGCCCAUUUCUAUUUAUAUUGGGCUGAACAAAUUUUGCAACUGUAAAGGUCAAUGAAGGAGUCGGCUUGAAAAUAAUCUGUAGAUGUUGAGACAUGCGCAGAUGCGGGAUGAUGCCAUAUUGGACACACUCACACACACACACACACACUGCUCCUGCUUCAACCAGAACACCGGAUCACUCAAUUCAGAUAGACGGAAAAACUCGCUUAAGGCAUGGAUUGUGUAGAGGAGGAGGUGGAUUUUAACUGGGAGGAGUACCUUGAAGAAACUGGAGCCACUGCCGCCCCUCACACUUCAUUCAGACAUGUGGAGCUCAGUCUUCAGAGCAGCUUUCAGCCUGGAAUGAAGCUUGAAGUAGCUAAUAAGGGCAGUCUGGACACAUAUUGGGUGGCCACCAUUAUAACCACAUGUGGGCAGUUGCUAUUGUUACGCUACUGUGGCUAUGGCGACGACCGCAAGACUGACUUCUGGUGUGAUGUCAUGACAGCCGAACUUCAUCCUGUCGGCUGGUGCGCUCAGAACAACAAAACACUUCAGCCACCUGAAGAUAACGUUUACCUCAGAGCAGCUAUUAAAGAGAAGUACAGUGACUGGACUGAGUUUCUCAUCAAGGAGCUCACAGGUUCACGGACAGCACCAGCAACCCUGCUUGAAGGGCCAUUAAGAGGUAAAAACACAGUGGAUCUGAUUGUGGUAGGCUGUAUUUUGGAGGUGCGUGAUGCCUCUGAACCCAGCGUGUACUGGGCGGCACGUGUCCAGUGUAACGUCGGCGGACGUUUAUGCCUCAGCUAUGUUGGAGUAAAUGAUUCAGCCUACGACAUGUGGAUGUUCUACCUUGACACCAGGCUCCGCCCCCUGGGCUGGGCCAAAGAGAAUAAUUUAUCAUUGAAACCACCCACAGAUCUGUGUGAUUUGAGGAGCAGCUCAGAAUGGACUGAAGCUCUAGAUGAAGCCACAACUGAAGCCUUGAAAUGUCCCCUUCCACUGGAGGUCUUCAAGGAUCACCCUGACCUGAGCACACACUCCUUCAGGGCAGGAAUGAAGCUUGAAAUGGUUUCACCCAAGGAACCCUUCCACAUCUGCCCUGUAUCUGUAACUAAAGUCUAUAAUGAAUACUACUUUCAGAUCACAGUUGAUGACCUCACAGCUGAAGCCACGCCCACUCAUGUGGUGUGUCACGCUGACUCACCGGGCAUCCUGCCAGUGCAGUGGUGUCUGAAGAAUGGUGUUGGACUGGAGAGGCCACAAGGUUUUGAGUCACUGGACUUCGAUUGGGCGGACUAUCUUAAACACACUGGUGCUGAAGCCGCCCCAGAUGUGUGUUUCCCAAAUGCAUCUCAGAGCAGGGGCUUCUGUAAGGAUAUGUGGCUUGAAGCCGUGAAUCCACUCCAACCUUCUGAACUCUGCGUCGCUCGCAUCACUCAGGUCAAAGGUCGGCUUCUCUGGCUCAGACUGGAAGGUCUGACUAAGCCACAACCAGAUUGCAUAGUGGAUGUUGAGAGUAUGAGUAUCUUCCCUGUGGGCUGGUGUGAAGCUAACAGCUAUCCGCUAACACAUUUACUAAAGACAGUCUGUUUGUUUCAGAAGAAGAUUGCCGUUGUUCAGCCUGAGAAACAGCUGGCCCCGUCACAGCCUCCUGAUGCCCCUGUUAACCUGUGCUCACCCAUGGAUACAGGUUUGGUGAAUGGAAAAUACUGUUGUUCCCAGCUCUUCAUCAACCACCGCUGUUUCUCUGGUCCGUAUCUCAACAAAGGCCGAAUCGCUGAGUUACCAAAUGCCGUUGGGCCCGGAAAGUGUGCUGUAGUCCUAAAAGAGAUUCUGUCAAUGUUAAUAAACUCAGCGUAUAAACCCGGCCGCGUGCUCAGAGAGCUGCAGAUGGUGGAAGACCCACAGUGGAACUGUCAGGAGGAAACCCUGAAAGCCAAAUACAAAGGGAAAAGUUAUCGGUCCACCAUGAGGAUCGUCCGAACACAAGAUCAAGUGUCGGAGUUUUGUCGUCGAGUAUGCGAGCGACUUCAGUGUUGUCCGAAUCUUUUCGGCCCAACAAUCGUGUCCGACAAGUGCCCUGAAAACUGCUUUAGUCAGACCAAGACCAAAUACACAUAUUACAAGAAGAGGAAAGUUGGACGCCCAAGUUUAGGGGAGAAUGCACAGGACGGUGACAUGAGCAAACCAGCACGACGUCGAAAAAAACGCAAAGCCAUCUUUGUCCAGAAAAAACGACGUACUUCUAUUGUGGGAUACCACACCACAGAGUCACCUCAGGAUAGCGAUUAUUACUAUGAUGAGGAGGAAGAAGAUUUUGAGGAAUGGGGCAGUGAAGUGAGUUCCAGCUCACCCCGUGAGGAGGCCUCUGCCCACUCCUUCAAGGACGUCCCGAGGAGAGGAAGACCACCACGCCGUGCUGCUCUUCAGCGCAGGGCGACCCAUCCAGGGCCAGAAACCACAGACAGAUCCUCUCCCAGAAGAACCACACGCUCUGUUUCUUACAGCCAGAACCAGACGGCCAAAAACACACACACAAAGACUGAAAGUUUUGAAGAGGAAGAUCGUCUGGUGUUAGAGACGAAUCCUCUGCAAUGGAGCGUCUCUGAUGUGGUUGACUUCAUCUCAUCCACAGAUUGUGCCUCUCUAGCAAAGAUAUUCCAAGAGCAGGACAUUGAUGGACAGGCCCUGUUGCUGCUGACCCUUCCUACAGUCCAAGAGUGCAUGGACCUAAAGCUCGGCCCCGCCAUCAAACUCUGUCAUCAGAUCGAGCGAGUCAAAGUGGCCUUCUACUCCCAGUUCGCUAACUAGCCUAACCUUCUUGGCGGACAUAAAUCAACAGACACCUAUGUAUUGUGCUCAGGGGAUAUAAAGAGUCAUUCCAUCCAUCAGGAAACCUCAGGUUGCCUCAUACCGAAUGGAUUUUUUCAAUAUGAGACUUAGUCAUGGAAUAUGACAUAAUUUCUGCUUUCCCUGCUAAAGAAAACCACUGAAGGUUGCUGGUUUGGGCUGGUUUGAGCUGGUCUACCUGGACUCCCAGCCUAGUCGAACUGGCCUUUGGAGGAUUUAACUGAAUCAAGUACCAAAAACCUUCAAAGCCAUCAAAAUAGCCUAAACAAACUUCCGCUCUUAAAAAUAAAGGUGAUUUUUCCAGUGACGCCAUAGAUUCCAAGGAUGUUAAAGGUUCUUCAAGGAACCAUUGUUGCCAAUAAAGAACCUUUAUUUUUUAAGAGCGCCAUUUUUUCAGCAGUGUGGUGAAGACAAACCAAACAACCGAUGGCAAUUUAGGUUUGGUUGGAGUACCAAAGUUUCAAAAGAACGUCUCUAGAAUGAAGACAUCCUCGGUGGGAAUAAGUACAUGUCUAAACUGAAAGGAAGUACAACUGUGAAAAACCUCCAACCCCUGAAUUCACUGCAGAACUAUCAGAAAUUUAAUUCAUCUUUAAAGACCAAAUUAUAUUUAUAAUGGCGAAUUAAAUGUGAAGUAUUAAUUUCGGAAGUGGAAUAAUAUAUUUGUAGUAUUUAUUUUUUUCCGAUAAACUAUUUUUAAAACGUUUGUUAGGAGGUUAGUUAACACCUGAAAUAUCGUGAUUUGGCAAGUUGGCCAUUAUGAAUUAGGGGAUAUUAUUAUUAUCGAGACUGAUAUUUGGUAUAAACUUAUUGUGUGAGUGGUUAUAUGUUGUGUGAGUGUUACUGAAAUGUGCAUUCACACGUAAAUACAUAACUCGACACGCAUUUGUUUUUCCCAAAACGCAUCGUUUGUUUCUCUUUACAAUACAAGGGCAAGUACAUUUUUUGGAGGAGCUGCCUUUUGUCAUGGCCUAUCUAUAUUUUAUGUAAAUGUAAUUUUUGAUCUAUGCAAAACUGGAUAUGUUUUCUAUAAAUAUUUUUUGUUUGUAAUGACUAAUGAGUUACAUAGUGAUAUAUUUUUUACUUCUCCUUUGUACGACACCUUGAUCACAAGUAUAAUGUAUUAAAAUUGGAUUAACUGCUGUUGAAAUACUGUCUCCGGUCAUCAUUUGAUUCAUUUCCAAUGUUUAAUGUUCAAAACUGGCAAUGUUUGAAAGACCAGAAAAUAUAACAUGCUCCAGCGGUCCAUUAGAUUGACUUAAUUUGUAAAUGCACACAAAAAUGGCAUAGAGUGCACUUUCAAAACGGCAUUCUAAGAGGUUUUAAAUCUUUUUAUCAUACUAGUUUUAUGUAUAAUGUUUGAUAACUGUUGCCAAAGCAGAAAUGUAUUUUAAUGUAUAUUUAAGUGCCAUAUUUUGUUUCAUAGACUUGCAUUGCAAAUGCAUUACUGUACGUUUUUAAACUGAGGGCUGAGUCAGUAUUAUUUUCUGUGGUUAAUCCACAGUGUGUCACAGAUACCCUUCAUAGAUUUUGUAUUUAACCCGGAGCAUUCCCUUAAUAUUACAAAUAGCAGCUUAUAUAGUUUAUACUCAUGUUUUCCAGAGAAUUUGAAACAAAUGUGAACUUCCUCACCCAAAAAUGAACAUAAUUUCCAGGAAACAUUAGGCAAUGUAAUGCAAGCUAUUUAGAGCGCAACCCACUCACACACACUCAGCUGUUGGUCAAGGCUAAAACAUGGUGAUAUUACAUAACCAUUAGAGGUUUUUUUUCUAUGAACAUUUCUCUAAUUUUAAAAAGAAGGCUUUUGUUUGGCACAGACAUUUGAUUGUACUUCUAUUAGCCACCUGAGUAAUGAGGUUUGUUAUAUAAUGUAUGCAUAUUAAGUUUGUACAACGAUACUUCGCAUUGGCCAAUCAGCAUCUGCAUAAAUAAAGUAUGUUUCUAA
Molecule: messenger RNA, 4825 nt
Organism: Carassius gibelio (silver crucian carp)
Lineage: Eukaryota; Metazoa; Chordata; Actinopteri; Cypriniformes; Cyprinidae
Product: scm-like with four MBT domains protein 2
Exons: 21
Coding region: 259-2841 (860 amino acids)
Biological process (GO): regulation of DNA-templated transcription
Cellular component (GO): nucleus
Molecular function (GO): transcription corepressor activity; histone binding
Source: RefSeq, a predicted model, not a curated record